GCUAUCGGACGAAAAAAAGAGAAAAAUCAUGUAUUUUGUGAGAAAUAUGCCAUUGGCAUUAAUCGUGUGUAUAUUUUUAUUGUCAGGUUUUCAAGCCAAAGAAGUGCACUUGGAAACUGAAUCGACCAUUUUGAUCGAUGCGAAGAAAUUUUUGGAAAUUUUCAAAAAAUCAAAUGAAACCAAUGUUUGUGGUGAGAAUGAAGAGUAUUUAGAAUGUGGUAAAAAGUGUAUGUUGAGCUGUCGAUACUCUGCAUCAUCGUUUGGCAUUGCACUCUCCGAAGAUGAGUGUGAAAAAAAUGAAUGCGUCAAAGGAUGCUUUUGUAAAGAUGGUUUGGUGCGACAAAGAGAUAAAUGUGUACCUGUGGCAGAGUGUUCAUCUCGUCAAAGCAAAGCAUUUGAUAUUGAAAUGGACACAUCAUAUAAUUCUGAGCCACCCAGACGUUUUCAAGGUAUCAAACCAUCAUGUGGACCUCAUGGAUGUUCGUCGAGUUCUGUAAGCUGUGGUGCAGGUGGCUGUGGAUCGACUUGUGGCCCAAAAGGGUGUACAACCCAUGGAAAUGGACUCUCUAUACAUAAUUACAAUCAAGCUGUCGCCAAUGGGGGAGGUAAUGGAGGUAAUGGAAAUGAUUGUGAAGAUGGUUAUUGUGGAGGAUCGAGUUCGGGACAUGGAUAUGGUCAUGGCAGUAAUAAUCAAGCCAACAAUAAUAAUAAUAACAACAACAACAAUAAUAAUAAUAAUAACAAUCUAAUCAACGGUGGAAAUGUAUGCAACAGUGGAAAUUGUGGUGGACAUUAUCGUCCUAGUCGCCCUUAUCCGCCAUACCCUUUUUAUCCUACUUCGGGUGGUUACCCAUGGGGUGGAAAUUACUGGGGUAAUGGGGGAGGAUUCAAUUACUGGGGCGGAAAUGGAAUAUACUAUCCAGGUGGCUACUAUCAAGGUAUCUAUUAUCCAGCUGGUUAUUAUCCAACUUAUCCUUGGUUAUUAUACAACACCGGCAUUAAUAAUGGAGGAACAACCACCACCACAACCACAACCUCUACAAUUACAAGAAGACUUAACGACGCUUUGGGGAAUUUUAUCUUCCAGGAUACAAUUAACGGUGUAGUUACGAAUUACAGCACAAACGGCUUCGAAUCUCUUUAUCCAAAUGGAACUAGGACAUAUACCUACAACGAUCCGUCUGCCUUCGUUAUACAAAAUCCAGAUGGUACUUUUUCUGGCGACGUAAAUACCAUCCUGGGUUUAUUCUCUCGUUUAUCAAGUUCAUUCCGUAGUCACGAACAAAGCUUCGGAACACCACAUAAUAAUCAAAAUGACGAUGAUGAAAUUUCAGCUGCAAAACCUUCAAAUGAAUAUCCCUCUAUUCAAAAUUUAUUUAAUACAAACUUUUCGCCAUUUACAACAUUGGUUGGCGCCGCAAUAACACCAGUAGUCAUUCCUGGCUUUUCACCUGCAUCAAAACCAGAAUUGUUUGAUAAGAAAAAACCGUCGCAUAAUCACGGUAGCAGUUCGAAAAAACUAACCGAAGAGUCUGAGAAGAAAACAAAUAUAAUGUUUUAUAUACCAAAUUUACAAUAUUAUUCAGGCGUAAAUCCAUUGAACAGCCUAGAAAAGCAUUCGUCAUUUGCACCAAAUCAAGUUCCACAAAAAAAUCAAGCCGCUUAUUUCAAUUAUUUGAACACAUAUAAGCCAAAUGUGCCAAACUUUAACGGUGAACUCCAAUACAUUGUUUUGAAUAAUGACUUUGUACCUGAAUAUGCUCAACCGAAUGCUCAUUUUAAUGGACCAUUCAACAUCCCAAAUGAGCACCCAUAUGCACAUUUCAAUCCAAGUUUCAACACACCGCACAACGGGUACAAUCCAUCAUUAAAUUCACCGUUUAAUGGAAUUAAUCCAACGCCAACAUUCAUGAACAUUCAACCACUUCCGUUGGCAAAGAAAACAAACUCUGAGGUUCAUACAAUAAAACCAGUGGAAAUAAUUGAUAAAUCAGAUGAAAGCGAAAUAGAAACACCAGUUAAACGACAGCCAAGACUAUGAAUAGAGUUUAGCUGAAAUCGCAGAGGUAGUUACUACUACACAUCAGAAGAAAAAUAUUCUUACAAAGAGUAAUGCAAUUGACUUGCUUG
This is a messenger RNA of Contarinia nasturtii (swede midge), 2130 nucleotides long. RefSeq lists its product as uncharacterized. Lineage: Eukaryota; Metazoa; Arthropoda; Insecta; Diptera; Cecidomyiidae. The record is from RefSeq and is a predicted model, not a curated record. The coding region runs from base 29 to 2041 and encodes 670 amino acids. The transcript has 9 exons.